Folsomia candida is the source of this 877-nucleotide messenger RNA. RefSeq lists its product as uncharacterized. NCBI's taxonomy places the organism in Eukaryota, Metazoa, Arthropoda, Collembola, Entomobryomorpha, Isotomidae. Bases 100 to 636 code for a protein of 178 amino acids. Gene Ontology annotation, molecular function: odorant binding. The record is from RefSeq and is a predicted model, not a curated record. The transcript is spliced from 6 exons.
UUCAAGUUUAAAAAAUACGCUCAUUUUUAUUCGUUGUCUGUACCAAAGUUAGCCUUACAUACUUAUUUUUUCAGUGAAAAUUUAGAAAUUAAACUUAAAAUGGUGAAGCAUUUUUCUAUUGUUUUUAUUGCAUCGACGUCCCUCGCGCUUGUCGUGAUUAUGAUAUGUUCUCCAUCCAUAGAAGCUGAUGAGGCUCCUGUUACGCAGGGAUCAAAACUGUCGCUACUCGAUUGCCAAAAAAUUGUCAAUCUCAUCACGAAAAAAGUGAUCAAGCUUUUUCACACGUGCUCAAAAGAAGUCAGACAAAACUCGACGAAACAGGAGUUCGAGAAGAAAACAAGCUGUAUAAUACGAUGCGUUUUGGACAACGUUGGAUUGCUAACGGAGGAAGGAACCUGUACCCCAGACACGGUCCAAUCCUUCCUUAAUAUUCAUAUUCCCGAUGAAGCGCAUGAUUUUGCACAUUGGGCUACUGAACAUUGUGUAACGGAUUAUGGAUCUAAAUUGGACAAAUCCCAAGAAUUUUGCGAAUCUUACGGAGAAUUUGUUAAAUGCCUGUUGAAACUUUUCGCAGAUUUCCAAGCUUUCAGUGAAGCUGCGAAUUGCAAAUUUAAAACCAAUCCAAUGGGACGUUAAGGAAAUAUUUAUGUAUACACAAAUGCGCAAAACAAAAUAUUUAAAAUGCAAAAAUUGUAAAUAGCUACAUAUGACAAUUAGAUAAUAUGGCCACUGCACGUGCCGAUGAUGACCUGUCAUUUUCCAUAAUAGUCGUCGCCUACUGCGUCGCAAAUUUUCUAAAGUCAUGCCCAAAUCACAAACAUUAAUUUUGUGUAAUAACAGAUUUUUGUACGAUGGAUACUUAUCGUAUUUCCGUCAA